GUCGGCUGGCAGGCAGCUGCUGGAGUAACCUCUCCCGCUCGUGUUCUCGUUAGUCCAUUCCAGGUGCUUGACUCUCAGCUCCAAGUCCCUGCAAGGGGCAACCCCUGGAGACAUAAUGCCCCACCCCCACCAAGGUCAGUGACCGAGCGACUUGGGCUCGCCUUCGUCUGUUUUGUUUUGAACUUUGACAACUGCACAUACUCUACUUACCAGUCAUACCCCACUGGUAACAGCACGACUCUGUACAAAAUUUUCCUACUACUUGAAGUACGGUUCUUUGCGCUCUCCAUACAACCAUGACCGAUUCUAAGAAGGUCUUCUCGCUCGAGGGCAAGGGCUUGAAGCUGACCACAGCCGAGGACCUCGAGCCUCACGUCAAAGACCUGAGGGCCCUGGAAGACCUGGAGGAGAUCAGACUGCUUGGGAACACUCUCGGGGUUGGUGCUUGCAAGCUCCUGGGAGAGAUACUAGCUACCAAGAAGACAUUGCAGGUCGCAAAUCUCGCUGACAUCUUCACCGGCCGUCUCCUGAGCGAGAUCCCCGAGGCCCUCUCCUACUUGCUCACGUCCAUCCUUAACCUGCCGAAUCUCCACACGAUCAACCUGAACGACAACGCCUUUGGACUCAACACCCAGGCCCCUCUUGUCGCAUUCCUCGCCGCACACGUGCCUCUCCAGCACCUCUAUCUGAACAACAAUGGACUGGGUCCCCAUGCCGGGAUCCUUGUCGCCGAUGCGCUGAGCGAACUCCACGCCAAGAAGGAGGCGGCGCGGAAGGAAGGAAAGACGGUGCCCGACUUGGAGACCGUCAUCUGUGGGCGCAACCGCUUGGAGAACGGCAGCAUGACAGCAUGGGCCAAGGCAUUCAGCCUCCACAACAAGAUCAAGGAGGUCAAGAUGGUACAGAACGGCAUUCGCCAGGAGGGUAUCUCGCAUCUCCUCAGCAAUGGGCUGAACAACGCCUCUGGCCUGGUCACACUAGACCUCCAGGACAACACGUUCACGUUGAUGGGUGCGAAGGCCCUCGCAAAGGUCACGCCAACCUGGGCUGAGCUGAAAGAGCUUGGAAUUGGAGACUCUCUCCUGGGCGCCAAGGGUGGUGUUCUCCUUGGUGAAGCUCUUGCUAAGGGCGGCAACAAGAAAUUGGAGAUCGUGCGCCUGCAAUACAACGACAUUACCCCCAAGGGCGUGGCAAGCCUGGCCAAGGCUGCAAAAGAGGGUCUCCCGGCACUCAAGAAGAUUGAGCUCAACGGAAACAAGCUUAGCGAGGAUGACGAGGGCAUUGUUGCUCUGCAAGAGCUUCUGGAGGAGCGCAAGGAGAAGCUUGGCGGCGACGUGGUGAUCGAGGACGACUGGGGCCUGGACAGCCUGAGCGACCUUGAGGGCGAGGACUCGGACGAAGAGGAGGAGGAGGAAGACGAAGAGGAAGACGUUGGGCCUGAGGAGCGGGCCGAGAAGCUGGUCAAGGAGGCCGAGGAGGCUCAGGAGGAACCUGUCAUCCAGCAGAAGGACAAGGAGGUGGAUGACCUAGCCAAGGAUCUGGAGAAGACUUCAAUCUAGAUUGGCAUUGUCAAUGUGCGGCGGUCCUUGGUUUCAAGAAGUAGAAAUGUCAAGAGGUUAGGCUAGGAAUGAUUAGACGAUACCCGAAUACAAUAUGACCUCCCGGUAAGCGAAGGUGCUUUCACUUGA
Diaporthe batatas is the source of this 1688-nucleotide messenger RNA. Its product is annotated as GTPase-activating protein RNA1. Bases 297 to 1559 code for a protein of 420 amino acids. The record is from RefSeq and is a predicted model, not a curated record. Gene Ontology annotation, cellular component: nucleus; perinuclear region of cytoplasm; cytosol. Gene Ontology annotation, biological process: activation of GTPase activity; nucleocytoplasmic transport. NCBI's taxonomy places the organism in Eukaryota, Fungi, Ascomycota, Sordariomycetes, Diaporthales, Diaporthaceae. The transcript has 2 exons. Gene Ontology annotation, molecular function: small GTPase binding; GTPase activator activity.